GGCUCCCGGAGCGGCGCGGCUGAGGACGGCCCAGGAGGAGGGAGAGCGCCAUGGCUGGGAGGAGGGCGUGGGGUGCGGGCAGGCAGCGCCGGCUGCUGGGGCUGCUGCUGGCUGUGGCCGCCACCCACCUCCUCGCCUGCCCCUACGCCAAAGUGGAGGAGAGCUUCAACCUGCAGGCCACGCACGACCUGCUUUACCACCGGCUGGAUGUGGACAAGUACGACCAUCUCGAGUUCCCCGGAGUGGUCCCCAGGACGUUCCUCGGGCCGCUGGCCGUGGCGGUGCUCUCCAGCCCUGUGGUCUACGUGCUGUCCCUGCUGGAAGCGUCUAAGUUUUACUCUCAGCUAGUGGUCAGGGCUGUGCUUGGACUCGGGGUCAUCUUCGGACUCUGGACUUUACAAAAGGAAGUGAGGCGGCAGUUUGGAGCCACGGUGGCCACCAUGUUCUGCUGGGUGACGGCCACACAGUUCCAUCUGAUGUUCUACUGCACACGGACGCUCCCCAACGUGCUGGCCCUGCCUGUGGUCCUGCUGGCCCUCACGGCCUGGCUGCAGCUGAAGUGGGCCCGCUUCAUCCGGCUCUCGGCCUUCGCCAUCCUCGUCUUCAGAGCCGAGCUGAGCCUGCUGCUGGGCCUCGCGCUGCUGCUGCUUCUCGGCACCCGGAGGCUCUCCAUGGCGAAGGCCCUGCGCUGUGCCGUGCCGGCCGGACUCCUCUGCUUGGGACUGACGGUCGCCGUGGACUCCUAUUUUUGGCGCUGUCUCGUGUGGCCGGAGGGAAAGGUGCUUUGGUACAACACGGUCCUGAACAAAAGUUCCAACUGGGGAACCUCCCCGCUGCUGUGGUAUUUCUACUCGGCCCUGCCCCGCGGCCUGGGCUGCAGCCUGCUCUUCGUGCCCCUGGGCGCCGUGGACAGGCGGGCGCUGGCGCUGCUGCUGCCCUCGCUGGGCUUCGUGGCGCUGUACUCACUGCUCCCGCACAAGGAGCUGCGGUUCGUCAUCUACGCCUUCCCGCUGCUCAACGUGGUGGCCGCCAGGGGCUGUGCCUGCCUGCUGAACAGCUACAGGAAGUCCUGGCUGUACAAGGUGGGCUCCGUCCUUGUGAUAGGACACCUCUUGGUGAAUGCCACGUACUCGGCCGUAGCCCUGUACGUGUCCCACUUCAACUAUCCCGGUGGCGUGGCCAUGUGGAAACUGCAUGAGUUGGUGUCUCCCAGGACAGAUGUCGUCCUGCACAUCGACGUGGCUGCUGCACAGACAGGUGUGUCCCGGUUUUUGGAGGUCAACAGUGGCUGGAGGUAUGACAAGAGGGAGGACGUGCGGCCUGGGUCUGGGCAUAUGCUGACCUACACGCACCUCCUCAUGGAGGCCGCCCCCGCGCACCUGGCCCUCUACAGGGACACGCACCGGGUCCUGGCCGGCAUCGCAGGCACCACUGGCGUGAGUCUGAACCUGACCACGCUGCCCCCGCUGGACGUGAACCUGCAGACAAAGCUGGUCCUUCUGGAGCGGCUCCGUGGGCCUUCCUGAGCAGGGCCGCGUUCUUCUGAAGACAUCGGAGCUCCGUCAGCGUCCCUGCAGAGACCAUACAAGAAACAACAGAACCAUGGACGUGCCCUGGACGGAGGCCUGAGGGAAGAGCCCAGCUCCUCCACGGCUGCGCAAGACCACACGUGGUCACGGCAGCAGGGACUGCAGGCCUUGCCCUGCACUUCGGCUGCUGCCCCUGGGCCUCUUGGAGCACCCGAGAAAGUGCCCCCAUGGAGGGGUAUCCUGUGAGUCUUUGUGAAGGUGGACAGUGGGAACCGCAGUGCCUGCUGCCCCUCCCCUGCCUGCGCUGCAGGACGAGGCCUUUGCGGGCACAGGCACGACAUUCCCAUCCCACACGAAACUGGGGAAUUCAAGGAGGAACAAGAAUAAAAAUUUAGAUGUUUCUUUAUUAGA
Mustela lutreola (European mink) is the source of this 1940-nucleotide messenger RNA. RefSeq names its product ALG12 alpha-1,6-mannosyltransferase (gene ALG12). Bases 51 to 1526 code for a protein of 491 amino acids. Gene Ontology annotation, molecular function: alpha-1,6-mannosyltransferase activity. The record is from RefSeq and is a predicted model, not a curated record. Gene Ontology annotation, cellular component: endoplasmic reticulum membrane. The transcript is spliced from 9 exons. Gene Ontology annotation, biological process: protein N-linked glycosylation. NCBI's taxonomy places the organism in Eukaryota, Metazoa, Chordata, Mammalia, Carnivora, Mustelidae.